This is a messenger RNA of Jaculus jaculus (lesser Egyptian jerboa), 2230 nucleotides long. It is a transcript of the gene Foxn4, whose product is annotated as forkhead box N4. NCBI's taxonomy places the organism in Eukaryota, Metazoa, Chordata, Mammalia, Rodentia, Dipodidae. Gene Ontology annotation, biological process: regulation of DNA-templated transcription. Gene Ontology annotation, cellular component: nucleus. Gene Ontology annotation, molecular function: DNA-binding transcription factor activity; cis-regulatory region sequence-specific DNA binding. The transcript has 10 exons. Bases 44 to 1591 code for a protein of 515 amino acids. The record is from RefSeq and is a predicted model, not a curated record.
GCCGCCCUCCGCAGCCGCCCCGCCAGGACCCCCGCUGCAGGAAAUGAUAGAAGCUGGCCUCGAAUCCAUAAUGUCAGGAAUUAUUCAAAGCUCAGGGCGGAGUCACCACCCCUCUGCACAGGACUACAGGCUCCUACCUCCCACUGGUGAUGACGACCUCCCCGGGGACCUGCAGUCGCUGUCAUGGCUCACGGCUGUGGACGUGCCUCGGUUACAGCAGAUGGCAAGUGGCCGCAUGGACCUGGGCAGCCCCGGUGUGCCACAUCCGCACCCUGGUGCCCUGGCUGGGACAGCUGACCUGCACUUGGGCGCCACUUCCGGUCCCCUGCUCCGGGGCCCUACUGCCAUGGCCCCCCGAGGCAUGAUGGGCCUGGGCCCCAUAGGCAGCUGCAGAGCUAAUAUGAACCAGUUCCCCAUGGGGGGCCAAUCCCCUAGUAUCCAGGAUGCGGGGGCACAGCUGUACUCCCCGGCCACCCACCUACAGUUCCCGAUGCCCACAGCGGCCCAGCAGUGUCCUCCGGGGGGCAUCUACGGCUCUCCAUUUGGGGCACGGAAUCCCUACCCGCAGGCCCACGGGACCGGACACUCAUCUCAGGAGCGUUAUCCCAAACACUACCCCAAGCCUAUCUACUCCUACAGCUGCCUGAUCGCCAUGGCUCUGAAAAACAGCAAGACGGGCAGCCUGCCCGUGAGCGAGAUCUACAGCUUCAUGAAGGAGCAUUUUCCCUACUUCAAGACGGCACCUGAUGGCUGGAAGAACUCGGUGAGACACAACUUGUCCCUGAACAAGUGCUUCGAGAAAGUGGAGAACAAGUCCAGUGGCUCCUCGCGCAAGGGCUGCCUCUGGGCCCUGAACCUGGCUCGCAUCGACAAGAUGGAGGAGGAGAUGUAUAAGUGGAAGAGGAAAGACCUUGCGGCCAUUCACCGCAGCAUGGCCAACCCCGAGGAGUUGGACAAGCUGAUCUCAGACCGACCGGAAAGCUGCCGGCGUCCUGGCAAGCCAGGGGCACCUGAGGCCCCCGUACUGACCCAUGCCACCACGGUGGCCAUGGCCCACAGUUGCCUGGCUGUCUCCCAGCUCCCACCGCAGCCCCUGAUGACCCUGUCCCUGCAGUCGGUCCCCUUGCACCACCAGGUCCAGCCCCAGGCACAUCUGGCCCCAGACUCACCUGCACCUGCCCAGACCCCUCCCCUUAAUGCCCUACCGGAUCCGAGCCCUGGGCCCCUCCCUCAGCCGACCAUGAGCAGGGCCCCUGGGGACUUCCUCAACAUCAGCACUGACGCGAACAAUGAGGUGGAUGCCCUGGAUCCCAGCAUCAUGGACCUGGCUCUGCAGGGGAACCUCUGGGAAGAGAUGAAGGAAGACAGCUUCGGCCUGGACACACUGGGGGCUUUUGGAGACUCCACGCUUGGUUGUGACCUGGGGGUCCCGGGCCUGAACCCCGUCUCUGGCGGCAGCGAGCAGUGCUUCCCAGACGUGCAGGUGACCGGUCUCUACGCCGCGUACUCCACCCCAGACAGCGUGCCUCCGGCAGCCACUUCCACUCAGUAUCUGGGGGCGCCAGGGAACAAACCCAUAGCCCUGCUUUGAGCUGAGGGCCUCACCUGGCCCCCAAUCUGCAGCAGCUGGCCAGACCAGGCUGUUCCAGGAAGGACCCCUCCCUCCUCGAUGGUGUCUGCUGGAGGACAGUGAAACAUUCCUCUCACCCCCCACCCACCACCACAUCGCUCCUUUCCUGCCUCCCCGAGGACUCUUCUAAGUCAGGACAGGGGAGUGUCUGGCACCCCACCUUCCAUUCUCCCGCAGAACCUGAGUCAGAGGCCUGGCUGUUGGGGCUGGGGUGUUCUCCAGUCCAGCUCCUGCUGGGAGGCCCUGGAUAACCCGAGGCCCACACGAUGGUACAACCAUGAAGAUACUGCAGGGGAUUCCCCACCCGCAAACUCACUCUCCUGGGAGAAGACACCUCUUUCCACACCUCAGAGCAUGAGGCCCAGGGCUUAGAGAGGACCUCGGAUGGAACGAAGCUGGAUUUGGCGAGUAGUUGUGCCUAGCCAGCAUGCUCGCCGCUCCUGGAGGAUGUUAAAAUGUCAGCCGCUCCCAGGGCCAUGCCGAGCACUGGGACCACGUGUAAAUGUAUUUAUAUUUAUUGUGACUGUCACACCACACACGCCUCUGCAAGCCCCCGCCGCCGAGGCCGCCAGAAUGAGACACUCGCUUCCCUUCCUACCU